CUUUCUUUUAGUAAAGUUAAUGGGAGAGUCAGUCAGUCACUGAUUUACAUUUAUGUUGGAGUUUCUUGGUUGAUGAUAUUUUCAGAUAUGAUGCCUGGAAAGCGAAGUUUAAGACGAUCAGAGGGGAAAAAUGCUAGUGGUGAGAAGUAUAGAGUUGCUGGUCAUCUUAAAUCUUCACAUUUUUGGUGUCAUUUUAUCUGGGAUGUACUACUACAUUAUCAAAUACAUUAACAGAGACACCAUGGAUGAAGAUUCAGACGACAAAGACACCAAGAGAAAAUCGAGGAAUUUAAGUGAGAAAAAACGUAGGGACCAAUUUAACCUCUUGGUGAAUGAAUUGAGCUCAAUGGUGGCGACAGGUGGACGGAAAAUGGAUAAGUCAACGGUAUUAAAAGCUACAAUUUCGUUUUUAAGAAACCACAACGAAAUAGCUAUGCGUUCGCGUAUCCAUGAAAUCCAAGAAGAUUGGAAGCCGUCAUUUUUAACUAACGAGGAAUUUACACAUUUGGUUUUGGAAGCAGUAGAUGGCUUUAUUGUGGUCUUUUCUACAUCGGGUCAGAUAUUUUAUGUUUCAGAGAACAUUACCUCCUUGCUUGGUCAUCUUCCGAAUGAACUUUUGAGUUCGACAAUUUUUGAUUUAGUUUGGAACGAGGAGCAUAAUAACUUGUACAACAAUUUAUUUAAUCCUGUGGAAGAGAAAGGUCAAGUUUGCUUUUCAUGUCACCUACGCAAUGGUAGAAAAGAUUUGAAUGAAGACAGUAGUUUUGAAUUAGUUCACUUUGUAGGCUACGUAAGAUCGGACGCCGAUGGGGUACAUGAGGCUAAUUUUAGCAGUGCUUUUUCUACAGAGAUCGACGCAACAAGAAUGGUGUUCGUGGGUAUUGGUAGAAUUCAGGCGCCACAGCUAAUUCGUGAAAUGUCUAUAGUCGAUUCCAAUAAAAAUGAGUUCACUUCUAGACACAGCUUGGAGUGGAAGUUUUUGUUUUUGGAUCAUCGAGCGCCGCCAAUAAUUGGCUAUUUACCGUUCGAAUUACUCGGUACUUCUGGUUACGAUUACUAUCACGUCGACGAUUUAGAAAAGGUCGUGAGCUGUCACGAAGCGUUGAUGCAAAAAGGAGAAGGUAUGUCGUGUUAUUAUCGAUUUUUGACGAAGGGACAACAGUGGAUCUGGUUGCAGACCCGUUUUUACAUCACUUAUCAUCAGUGGAAUUCAAAACCCGAAUUUAUCGUGUGCACUCACCGAGUGAUCAGUUAUGUGGAUGUGCUAAAGUACAAUAGAAAAGAACAUGGUGUUGAAAUGACCCGUGGUAAAAAUUCACCGACAGCGUCUGCUGCGAGUAGCAGUGCAUCUGCUACAUGGGACAGUAAAUCAACUAAAAGAAGACAUAGUCAAGAGGAGCAACCAUCCGAUUGCACUUCGAUGUCCGCAGAUUCUCCAACUUCUAGGCUGUCUGGUUCUGUACAACAGCAGCAACACCAACCAAUGAGACCCUCAAGUGUCCAACGGAAGCCGUCAGGCUCCGUUUCAAAUUGUUCUGUAGAAUACAAGACGUUGGUUGAAAAUCAGUCGAAAUCGUCGAUCUCAACGUUCGCCGAACCGACACAGAGCACCACGUACGUCAGUGCUAAUGUGAAUUCACAGCCCCUUAUGGAAAAUUACUCGCCUUCAACCGUUUUAUCUCAUAUACCGCCGGUGGAAAUGAGUCCAGCACAAAGCCAGUUGCAAGCAGAUUUGCAGCGUAAGCACGCCGAGUUGCAGGCCUUAAUAGGUCAGCAGCAGGCCGAAUUAAGACGCGUUUCGGAACAACUAUUGAUGGCUCGAUUGGGACUGUUGCCCGUACAAGAUGCUGCGACAGAUCUCCAUCCGCAGCUCACUAGCAAUAACCCCUCGCAGAUCGUCAGUCAUUGCCAGUAUGGACCAAGCAGCAUACCGUCGGCUGGAGUGAUUCAUGCCCCUAUGUCGCACAUUCAGCAACAGGUGACGGUUUCUUGUUCGUCCAGUUCCGCGUCUUCGCAACAAUCCCAUCACAGUAGUGUCCCACCUCUACCGCCUCAUCCUCCUCCGCCGCCGCCGCCGCUUCCAGUAUCAUCCCUGCAAAGUCAUCCUCACAUUCAUCUCCAUCAUCACCCUCAACACCAACAACAACAACAACAACAACAGCCAGUAUAUGCGGUGCAGCCGCUACUGGAUUCUGAAUUAUCGAUUACGACGCGCUUUCACAACAGAAACGUGGUGCCACCUUCCUCACAGUCGACGGUCGUAACCGGCUUGGCUAUGUCAUCGAUACCUUCUGACGACGUUUCCCUUGUGGCAAGCUCAGAUGAUGAACUAGUAAGAACUUAUCCACCGCCAGAUUCGAAUUCCUCGACGGUUAGUAAGUGAAGACUAUAGUUUGAAUUUUUGUUUUUUGUACUUUCGCUGAAGACGAAGCAAAUGACAAGUGCAAUAUAUGUAGUUGUACAGUAUAAUACAACGCGUGAAACGAUAGUAUACCGUGAAGAGAGUGAGCGUGACAUCAAAAUAGUGACAUGUUAUAGUGAAACGAUGUCAUAUGCAUGUGUUUUAUAGUUCGCCUAGACGUUUUAAUUAUACAUAGACAUUCGUUAUACUUUUGUUAUUUUAAAGUAAAAGUAAAAGAAGGAA
Messenger RNA from Agrilus planipennis (emerald ash borer), 2644 nucleotides. It is a transcript of the gene Clk, whose product is annotated as circadian locomoter output cycles protein kaput. Gene Ontology annotation, molecular function: protein dimerization activity; DNA-binding transcription factor activity, RNA polymerase II-specific; RNA polymerase II cis-regulatory region sequence-specific DNA binding. The record is from RefSeq and is a predicted model, not a curated record. The transcript has 13 exons. Gene Ontology annotation, biological process: circadian regulation of gene expression; regulation of transcription by RNA polymerase II. Bases 131 to 2383 code for a protein of 750 amino acids. NCBI's taxonomy places the organism in Eukaryota, Metazoa, Arthropoda, Insecta, Coleoptera, Buprestidae. Gene Ontology annotation, cellular component: nucleus; CLOCK-BMAL transcription complex; cytoplasm.